GUUGGCGCGUGAUUUCACACCGAGAUCUUCUCGAGCGCGUGAGAAACUUCGCUUAAAGAGAGAAAUAGCGGUCGCCAUUGAACCCGAUCAAAGAUGGAUCAACCCGACCCGAGAAAUGAAUCUGGGCUGAUUCUCUCCGCCACCGAACCGAUGCGGUCGUUUCUGGCGUUGGCCUGCGAUGAUCCUCGGCUCUCCGAGGAACUCAGAGAUAUUGCUUCUGAUCUGCGGUCGAGGAACACCGUUCCUUACAAAUUGCUCCGUGCGAUAUGGACCGGAUCCGAUCCCUCGACCAGACCGGACUUGUUGGCUCUUUUCUCCGGCUCCGGUUUCGUCUUCACCAGUCCCAAACCCAGGGAAAAGAGUGAAGAACUGAAACAGAGAUUGCUAAAGCUGAGAGAAAUAGCAGAGAGGAAGGAAUACGCUGAGCUUGUUAAAGAUAUAACACCUAGGAAACAAGUCGAAGAGCCUUUCUCGUCUUACAAAGACCAGCUCGGUUUCGGUUUACACGUUGGUCUUACCAUGUUCACUGGAUAUUUGGUUGGAUACGCUUCCUUCAGAGCUUUAUUCAACCGCAACCCUGCUCUGAGUGCUGCUGGUGGGAUUCUUGGACUAGUUUUGGCGAUGCUUGUUGAAACGCUUCUGUUUAUAAUCAAGACGUCUAAAGAUGAUCAAAUUCAGAGCUCUAAAUCUUUCACUCCCACUACUAAGAAGAAUCAAUAGAACUUGUAGAGAUUUAUUUUUGUAUACAAAAAAAACAAGAAACACAACAUCUACGUUUUGUUUGAUUAUUGAAUGAAUUUUGA
Molecule: messenger RNA, 803 nt
Organism: Eutrema salsugineum
Lineage: Eukaryota; Viridiplantae; Streptophyta; Magnoliopsida; Brassicales; Brassicaceae
Exons: 4
Coding region: 94-720 (208 amino acids)
Biological process (GO): vacuolar proton-transporting V-type ATPase complex assembly
Cellular component (GO): endomembrane system
Source: RefSeq, a predicted model, not a curated record